Molecule: messenger RNA, 1504 nt
Organism: Aspergillus sclerotioniger CBS 115572
Lineage: Eukaryota; Fungi; Ascomycota; Eurotiomycetes; Eurotiales; Aspergillaceae
Product: catalase
Exons: 7
Coding region: 1-1473 (490 amino acids)
Biological process (GO): hydrogen peroxide catabolic process; response to hydrogen peroxide
Cellular component (GO): cytoplasm; mitochondrion; peroxisome
Molecular function (GO): catalase activity; heme binding
Source: RefSeq, a predicted model, not a curated record
AUGUCCAAGCCUGUCUACACACUCGCCGAGGGCCAGCCCCUGCCUGACCCGUCCGUCAGCACCACGCUUCCGACCUUUGGCGGCGGUGCCAUCACCACCCUGGGAGACACCCUCCUGAUCGAGACCCUGACGCAUUUCAACCGGGAACGUAUCCCGGAGAGAGUUGUCCACGCCAAGGGUUCCGGCGCCUGGGGAGAGUUCCGUGUCACCAACGACAUCUCCCACCUCACCCGCGCCAAGUUCCUCAACGGCGUCGGCAAGACGUCCCAGGUGCUCUUCCGGUCCAGUACCACCGGGGGCGAGAAGGGCAGUGCCGAUACCGUGCGCGAUGUCCGCGGCUUUGCCGUCAAGUUCUUCACCGAGGAGGGUAACCAUGAUAUUGUCGGCAACCACGUGCCCGUCUUCUUCGUCCGCGAUCCCGUCCGCUUCCCCUCCUUGAACCGCAGUCACAAGAAGCAUCCCACCACCGGUCUCCCGGAUAUGAACAUGUACUGGGAUUUCCACUGCAACCAGCCGGAGAGUGUUCACACCCUGAUGCAUGUCUUUGGCUCCCGCGGCCUGCCCGAGUCGGUGCGCCGCAUGACCGGAUUCGGCAUCCAUACCUUCAAGCUGGUGGGCCAUGAUGGACGCUUCCGCUACUGCAAGUUCCACUUCAAGCCCGUGCUGGGCUUCAGCAACAUGACUCCCGACGAGGCCACCCGCAUGGCCGGUGUCAAUGCCGAUUUCCACAACCAGGACCUCUCCCUGGCCAUUGCACGGGGCGAGCACCCCAUGUGGAAGCUCUACAUUCAGGUGAUGGAGCCGGAGCAGGCUGAGACCUACGGCCGGGCUGUCUUUGAUAUCACCAAGGUCUGGCCGCACAAGGACUUCCCCUUGAUCGAGGUCGGCGAAAUGACCCUGAACCGCAACCCCGAGAACUUCUUUGCCGAGAUCGAGCAGGCGGCCUUCUCUCCGUCCAACCUGGUGCCCGGUAUCGCCAUGACACCCGAUCCGAUGCUCCAGGCGCGCAUGUUCGCUUACCCCGAUGCCCAGCGGUACCGUCUGGGUGUCAACUACACACAGCUGCCCCCCAACCGGGCCAUCUGCCCCGUGUAUGCGCCGUAUGAGCGGGACGGGCUGGCCACGAUGGGUCGCAACUAUGGAGGCGACCCCAACUAUGUGCGCAGCACCCUGACCCCGGGUGUCGUCAGCCAGUCGGUGCAGGACGUGCGCCACAACGAGUGGUUGCGUUCUGGAGCCGUGCUCGGACUCAACGAGAUCCCCGUGGACGACGAGGACUUUGUGCAGCCGCGGGCGCUGUGGAACAAUGUGUUCGACGAGGCCGAGCGCCGCAAGUGGGUGGCCAACGUGACGCAAUCGCUGGAGGGGGUGAUGCCGGAGAUCCAGAAGGCGACGAUCGCCAUGUUCAGCCGGGUGGAGCCGCGGAUUGGACAGAUGAUGGAGGCGCAGCUGAAGGGGAGUGCGCGUUUGUAGACUGGGGGAUUGAGGCAGGCGUCAAUAGAAG